This is a messenger RNA of Stegostoma tigrinum, 4080 nucleotides long. RefSeq names its product storkhead box 1 (gene stox1). Lineage: Eukaryota; Metazoa; Chordata; Chondrichthyes; Orectolobiformes; Stegostomatidae. The record is from RefSeq and is a predicted model, not a curated record. The coding region runs from base 47 to 2980 and encodes 977 amino acids. Gene Ontology annotation, biological process: positive regulation of transcription by RNA polymerase II. The transcript has 4 exons. Gene Ontology annotation, cellular component: cytoplasm; nucleus. Gene Ontology annotation, molecular function: RNA polymerase II transcription regulatory region sequence-specific DNA binding; DNA-binding transcription activator activity, RNA polymerase II-specific.
CCAGGUUGCUAGGCAGCAGCGUCCAGCCCGGACUCCGGAGAAAGGAAUGUGGAGCGGGAUCGGGGAGUCGAGACGUGCUGCCAUGACAGUGCAAUUGGCCCAGAGCUCACUUGCAAUGGUUUUGGGGCUCCGGGAAGCGACCUCGGGGCCGGACAUGAGCGGGCAGCAGUUGUUAGCGGAGUUGAAAGCGGAGAACCGGCGCAGCGUCUGGGAUGGGCGGCUGGUUCAGGCCGUAUCUGGCCUAAUGCUCCUCGGCUGCCUGAAUAGUUCAGUGUUAUUGCUGGGCGGCAGCGCCUCACACCUCCAGGUCCUCAGGGAAGCCUGGAGCCGGAGAGCGCUGAGGGCACCCCGCGGAUUCCGCAUCAAAGCCAUUGGUGAUGCACCCGUAAUAUCCAUGAAGCCCAUUCCUCAGUCUCAGUUUGUUCCCUUGGCAGAAGUGCUUUGUUGUGUUAUUUCCGAAAUGAAUGCUAAUCGCACAGUUGUGACCCAGGAAGCCCUAUUGGAAUAUUUGGUUGAGUGUUAUCCAGGUAUAGCAACACCCUCUCAAGAGAUAGUGCACAGUGCCUUGGGCUCCCUGAUUCAGGACAGGAAGAUUUAUCACACUGGAGAAGGCUAUUUCAUUGUCACUCCACACACCUACUUCAUUACAGGCAGCACAGGGAAACAGAGACAGCCCUGGAUGCUAUGUGAGGAGAACACUGCCUCACUUGAUCGUAUUACAUACCUGGUGAGUGUAGAAAGCAGUCAGAAACCAUUGAGGAAGGACAAGGCACUUCUCAAUGGAGUCUCCCACUGCAAGUCCUGUCGCUGCUUCAGCCAGCCAGAGGAGGAGCAACAGGCUGAGUCGCAGUUCUGUAAGAGUAGCCCAGACCAGCGCAGCUGCAAGGAGAACAAGCCAGCAGUCCAGCACAGGGCCACUUCUACAGUGAUUGGGCCUUGUAGGGCCAAAGAGAAGGGAAAUCCCAUCCGAAAGCUCAGCCUCAGCCUGUUCUGGCGCAAGAAAAAAAAAGAGAUCCCCAAGAGAGUAUACGGGACUUUUUCAGCCCAGUUUCCCCCAGAGGAGUGGCCGGUACGUGAUGAGAACAGUGUGGGGAACAUUCCACGAGACGUGGAGCACCAACUCAUCAAACGCAUCAAUCCCGGACUGACUGUGGAGAACCUGGUCAGGCACACUCUGCUGAUGAAGAAACUGAGCAGAGAGAACAUUGCUCAAUGUCACAGCAGUGACUCACUGGACCAGCUGAUUGGCAAGCAGAGGCGUCAUUCUAAAGAAAACCCACAAAAGACAGCAGCUAAAUUGCAACCACAGCAACGUAGAGUGAGGUCCAGAAGGGAGAAGAAAAGACUGAAGCCUAAGGGAUCACUGCAACCAACCAAUGAUCUGCCCAAGACUAGGAAUGGUCCAAAUGUGAAGAAACUGGACAAGCGCAGGAGUGAAGGAGAGCAAAUGCUUCAUGAGGAGCCGCCAACCCAGGCUUGCAGGAGUAGAACCCCAACCAAACACUCUCACCAGAAAAGAAUCGAUGGUUCUUUCACCAAGAGCAAAUGCCAUCACACUCAAAAAUCCACAAUCAACAACCCAAGGGUGAGGCUAAGGUCACAGUCUGUGGACUCUUUUGCCAGGGCACAGGACGCUGUCUUAGGAAGAGAGAGUGCUCCGGAGAAGUGCCAACCCAACACUGCUGUCCAUUUCAGGCCAGCAGAGGAAGAUAAUGAGCAGCAACUACGAAGUCAUGAUGUUAGGAUAGAGUGUAGAAACCAGGUUCUCUCAUGUUACACUAUCCCUAUUGGCUGUGAAUCCCACGACUGUCUGAACAAAAACCAAACACCUGCUCCCCCUCAAAAUAUACACACUUCAAAUUUCAUCCUUGCCUGCUAUCACCAAGAGCAGGAGACACAGGAAUUUAGCAAUGUAACAAUGCCAGAGGUUAGCUAUGAGUAUGAAGAUAGUUCUGUCCCUCAAGCCUUGUGUGAUCGAAUUUCCAAGCAGGGUCAGAAUCCCACCACCUCUACAACAGUGAAGUGUGCGAGUAUGGAGAGGCUCUCAAGCCUUUCUCAUCUGUCUGAUGCACAACUUGUGUCCCUAGAGCAAGCACACCAGUCUGAGGGUGAAACAGCCAGCCAACCAGAGACUGACGAGGGUGAGGUCUUCACUGAUGAAGAUCAGACCUUGUAUCAGAGAGAGCUGGAGGAGGAUGAUGCCUGCAGUUCACUUUACCUUGACGAUACAGAGCUGUCCAUACACCUGCCUGGUCUCGACUAUGCUGAUGAACCUGGGAGUGAAGGUGUGCCAAGUGAGUUGUCCAGUGAAAGCUGGGUUUUAUCCAAGAUGUUGCUGCAGGAGGAGCAAACUGCAGAAAGUGAAUUUGCUGAACAGCAGGUGGAGAGCUGGUUAAAAGGAGCAAGUGACAGCAGUAUGGGACAGUCGACGCCAUGCUGUGGGAAGGAGCCUCACAGUCCGUUUUGCAGAUACCAGCCAAUGUUACCUCUGCCAUAUGAACACCUGGAGAAAGAGGAGCCUCCAAGUGGGUGCAGGGACCUCAUCAGCAGUAUAUUUGAUUUUUCCAACUUGACCGUUGCUAACUCUUCUCCAGAGACCCUUUGUACAUCUAGUAAUGAAGGCACCAGAAACCCAGCCGGUCAGGGCCUCUGGGCUGGGCAUCCCAGAAUGAAAACUCAACUGAUGAGAAAUUUGGACCACAACCAAUUUCAUCACCACAUCCACAGUACUGCAUUAUCACAGAGCAGCCAAGAUGACAACACUCAUCUGGAGUUGCUGGAAAACCACAGCAUUACUGGAGAUAGUGGUAUUGAUUCACCAAGGACCCGAGUCAGUUUGGCUUCAAACAAUUCGAUCAUUCUGGACAGCUUGAGGCGACGGAGUUUGAUGCAGAAUUAUGGAACUUUGAACACUACUGGGCAGAAUGGUGUUUUAUCUCAGCAUCCUUUACUGCAGCUCACCCCAGUAAUGAAUGUUUGAUUGGAGGCUGUGCUAACUGACUCAGCAAUGUAAAAUGACACAUAAAUAUAUAGCUUCUGGGGGUUGUAAAUGGUAAAUGAGUUAGGAAUUGCACAGCUAUUAUGAAAUCAGGACAAAAGUACCGAUGCUGGAAAUCUGAAACAAAAACAGAAACUGUGAGAAAACCUCAGCAGGACUGGUAAAACUGCAAAGAGAAAUCAGAGUUAAUACUUCAGGGUCCAGUGACCCUUCUUAGAACCAGUUCUGAAGAAGGGCCACUGGACCCAAAACAUUAAUUCCAAUUUGUCUCCACAGACGCUCCUGAACCUGCUAAAAUUUUCCAACAAUUCCUGUUUUUGUUUAUGAAACAAAAUCUUUUUUACUAAUGGCCUUUGAAUUGCUCCCAUUUACUGACUUUUUUUAGUUAGUUCCUGGUUAUGUACUACUAGCAAUGUCAGCAUUUAUUUUCCAUCCUUAUAUACCCUUGUUAGUGCUUUGGGUACAUGUGAUCAGCUCGGUGAGCCACUUAAGGACAGUAAAGAAUGCACCACUUUAUCAUGUGUCUGGAUUUUUAUGGCAAUCCACAAGUUACGUGAUCACCAUUUUGGAUUCUAGCUUUUUAUUUCAAAGUUUAUCCGAUGAAUAGAAUUUAAAUUUCAGAUUGGCUGAUUACAGGUCCUGUAAUAUAUCCAUUAUGCUUAUCUCUUCUUUUAAUAUUAGUUUUAUUUGGAAAAACUAAGUAUUUUCCGUGUUAGUAAAAGAGAUGCUUGUGCAAAAAAUUAAAACACAUAAAAACUUUUUUUAAAAAGUAAUCUUUCAAAAUAUGAGUUUGCAUUUUAUGGGUGAAAGAUAGAUGCAAGUAGUAUUUACCAAGGAUUUCCAGAAAGAUGUUGAAAAUUCUAAGUUAGUUUGAUUGGUUAGAUAUAUUCUAAUUGUAGUGAUUGUAACAAGAUCAGCCAGGUGGACAUCAUAGAAUGUGAGUUCUCUGAUUGGGGCUGUUAAUCUGAUUCAAUCAGGGAGCCCUAGCUGAUGAUAUAAACAGGAGUGUCAGAGAUGCUGUUCACUCUGAGAGCUGGCUCUGAGGAAGCUGGAUCACUGUCAAGAACUCUCCCAAGUGUAAA